UUUAUUUUUUAUCUUAACUUGCAGGCAGCCUUGGCCCAGGCUUUUUGGAUUGAUAUCAAGCGCAUGGAUGACCCAGAGUGUUACUUUAAUUCUCUGCCCAAGGAAUUAGAAGUAAAAAGAGAUCGGAUGGUGCGUUUACUUACCAGCGUCGGCCUGAAACCCAUCAUUCCUGAUGGGGGUUACUUCAUCAUUGCCGAUGUGUCUUCCUUAGGUGCUGACCUCUCUGACAUGAAGAGCGAUGAGCCUUAUGACUAUAAGUUUGUGAAGUGGAUGACGAAAAAGAAGAAACUGUCAGCCAUCCCUGUUUCAGCGUUCUGUGACUCGGAGUCUAAACCACAGUUUGAGAAGCUGGUGCGGUUUUGCUUCAUUAAAAAAGACAGCACACUGGAUGCUGCUGAAGAAAUCAUCAAGGCAUGGAACAGCCAGCAGUCUUGAUAUAAAAUAGGUGUGAGUGUUCCAGCCUCUUGCAAGGGCUCAGUACUCAGUGCUGCCACCUUGUGGGCACUAUAAAGAAAACAUUUCAGGCAAACAUCACUGUCUUUCCAAAAUUCACCCUAUUCCUAACACUGUUUAGUAAAUUCUGGUUUUAUUCAUUUGGAAUAUAUUAAAAUACUUUCCUGUAA
Messenger RNA from Peromyscus leucopus (white-footed mouse), 623 nucleotides. Its product is annotated as kynurenine--oxoglutarate transaminase 3. Gene Ontology annotation, molecular function: L-kynurenine:2-oxoglutarate transaminase activity. The coding region runs from base 64 to 435 and encodes 123 amino acids. The transcript is spliced from 4 exons. The record is from RefSeq and is a predicted model, not a curated record. NCBI's taxonomy places the organism in Eukaryota, Metazoa, Chordata, Mammalia, Rodentia, Cricetidae. Gene Ontology annotation, cellular component: mitochondrion; cytoplasm.